AUGUUCAAAGAGUCAGCCACAAAGGACCAAAUAGAGAAUUAUAUGAACAGAAUACGGGAGGAUGGUGGCAAGGUCAAAUACGACUAUAGCGAAUUAAUGAAGGCGGUGGCAAUCUGGGUUGCUGAUGAUUUGGUAAAGUCAUUUGCCAGUGAUCCCCUUGUCGAAUCCAUGGAGAUUGGGUUUCUAGAGCUCGAUCAAGUAGCCUCUACUCAAGUUUGA
Rhizoctonia solani is the source of this 219-nucleotide messenger RNA. Its product is annotated as peptidase inhibitor i9. The record is from RefSeq and is a predicted model, not a curated record. Lineage: Eukaryota; Fungi; Basidiomycota; Agaricomycetes; Cantharellales; Ceratobasidiaceae. Bases 1 to 219 code for a protein of 72 amino acids. The transcript is spliced from 3 exons.